AUGUCGCAAUCCGUAGCUACCGAAAAAGUCAAAACAAAGUCGGUGAACUCGCAAGACAUUGUGAUCGCCGUCAUGGGCCCGACUGGCGCAGGAAAGAGUACAUUCAUCAGCUACGCCUGCAGGAAAGCUAGCAAGGACCUCAUCGGCCACAACCUGGAGUCGUGCACUUCGAAGGUGCAGCCUAUCAGAAUCACAACAGGCACGCACAACGUCAUCUUGGUCGAUACGCCCGGAUUCGACGAUACAAACAUGUCUGAUACUAGGGUUCUGGGAAUGAUAGCUGAUUGGCUUCUGGAAACGUACAACAAUCAGGUCAAGCUGGCGGGGAUCAUUUACAUGCAUCGUAUUUCGGACAACCGUAUGGCUGGGACACCGCUGAAGAACCUGAAGAUGUUUGCUCAGUUGUGCGGGACUGCCGCUGCGGACAGGGUCAUUCUCGUUACGACGAUGUGGGGCCGCGUAAAACAAGACGUCGGGGCCAAAAGAGAAGACGAGCUCAAGAGCAAGUUCUGGAAAGACAUGAUCGACAAGAAGGCCAAGGUUGCUCGCUUCGAGGCUAGCUUCGACUCGGCAUGGGCUAUUAUCGGGAGGGUGUACGAGCCACUAGAAAGGGAAGCAGUGCUCCUCCAGGAAGAGCUUGCUGACCUUCAAAAGAAGUUGAGCGAGACCGGGGCAGGCAAGACGCUGUAUAACACGCUCCAGAAACAGCUCGACGAGGAGAAGAGGUUGUUGAAGGAGCUGUACGACGAGGCGGAGAGGCAAGACAAUCCGACGUUGGCGGCGGAUUUGAAGAAUCAAUACGAGCAAGUGCGACAACAACUCGAGGUGACUUUUAAAGAGGUAGCAUCCUUGAAGAUUCCGUUUGGUCGGCGAAUCAUGCAGUUCUUCUUCUCCAAGAAGGCCAGAUCCAAUCCUCUCAAGAUAUUUAAUUUUUAG
Pleurotus ostreatus (oyster mushroom) is the source of this 936-nucleotide messenger RNA. RefSeq lists its product as uncharacterized. The coding region runs from base 1 to 936 and encodes 311 amino acids. Gene Ontology annotation, molecular function: GTP binding. The transcript is spliced from 5 exons. The record is from RefSeq and is a predicted model, not a curated record. NCBI's taxonomy places the organism in Eukaryota, Fungi, Basidiomycota, Agaricomycetes, Agaricales, Pleurotaceae.